UAUAUCGGGUUCGGACAUGAUGCUGUUACGGCAUGAGAAAAGGGGUUCGUGCUUUGAGAUAUUCACGUGAUCUGGGGUUUUGUACACGGCGGGCUUCGCGUGCACUCCUGAAAUUCUGUCCUAACUCCAGAAGUCCGCAAACUGACAGGCUGUGCAGUAGGUGAUUUGUUCACGGCACACUUCCUGUUUUCAAGCCGUCGAUAUUACCUACUGGCGAUAGUGGUCUAGGACCUGUGCAGACCACGAUGAAGUCGCCUUCAAUCUCCGCCGUUCUCCUUCUCCUCCUGCUCCCGUUCUCCUACGCAUUGAAGUUCGAACUCGUUGCACAACACGGUCACAAUAACGAACGAUGUAUACGCAACUUUGUGACGAAAGAUACGCUUGUCGUGGUAACGGCCAUCGUCAGCGGCAGCAGAGGAGAUGGACAGAUGGUUAAUAUGCAUAUCAAAGAUGCCGUAGGCAACGAUUACGGCCGACCAAAAGACGUGGCGGGUGAGAAGAGAAUGGCGUUCACAAGUUUGGCGGACACUGCGUUCGAUGUGUGCUUUGAAAACACCUUGACUGGUCGAACGAACGUACAUAACCCUUCACGACACGUCGAACUCGAUAUCGAUAUCGGCGCCGAUGCGCGUGACUGGUCGGCGAUCCAGGCGAACGAGAAGCUGAAGCCGGUAGAGACGGAGCUUAGACGGAUGGAAGAGACGGUCAAUGAGAUUGUUCAGGAGUUGGAGUACCUCCGGCUUAGAGAGCAGAAGCUCCGCGAUACCAAUGAGAGCACAAAUGAGCGGGUGAAAUGGUUCGCACUGGGUACGAUGGGAAUGCUGGUCGGUCUGGGUGCGUGGCAGGUUGUGUAUCUGCGGGCAUACUUCAGGUCAAAGCAUCUGAUCUAGGCGGCAUUUUGGGAGGAGUGGUGAGCAGUAUUGAGGAUGCCGGACAACUGCAUCCUUAGGUCGCAGAAUAUAUGGCCUAAAGGGACACAUU
Exophiala viscosa is the source of this 981-nucleotide messenger RNA. RefSeq names its product endoplasmic reticulum vesicle protein 25. Gene Ontology annotation, cellular component: endoplasmic reticulum; COPII-coated ER to Golgi transport vesicle; endoplasmic reticulum-Golgi intermediate compartment. NCBI's taxonomy places the organism in Eukaryota, Fungi, Ascomycota, Eurotiomycetes, Chaetothyriales, Herpotrichiellaceae. Bases 246 to 890 code for a protein of 214 amino acids. The transcript has 4 exons. Gene Ontology annotation, biological process: Golgi organization; intracellular protein transport; endoplasmic reticulum to Golgi vesicle-mediated transport. The record is from RefSeq and is a predicted model, not a curated record.